Molecule: messenger RNA, 1738 nt
Organism: Rubroshorea leprosula
Lineage: Eukaryota; Viridiplantae; Streptophyta; Magnoliopsida; Malvales; Dipterocarpaceae
Source: the annotation of a GenBank genome assembly
AAUAAUAACAAAGCUUUUGUGAAAGUAAAAUGCUCAAAAAAUUAUAAUCGUAACAUUUUACGACAAUCACUAAUAAGAUAAGUAUAGCAAGCACAGUGGCCAUGGAGAACAAUCUUGCAGAGAGGUUGCUACUAACUACCAAAGAACAAGAAAACACCACUAAUCUGAGGACGAAGGUCUUGAAUGAAUCAAAGACCAUCUGGAGAAUCGCUUUCCCCGGAAUAAUCGCCAGAGUCACUUCUUUCGGUCUCAUCAUCGUCACUCAGUCCUUCCUGGGUCAUGUCAGUGAUAUCCAACUCGCUACCUUCGCCUUCGUCCAAAGCAUUUUCCUACGCUUCAUCAAUGGAAUCCUCAUCGGCAUGUCAAGUGCGACCGAAACAUUAUGCGGCCAAGCAUACGGCGCCGGACACUACCACAUGAUGGGAAUUUACUUGCAGAGGUCUUGGAUUGUUGACGGAGUAGUGGCGACACUGGCAGUUCCGUUCUUCGUAUUUGCCAGACAAAUCUUGAGACUUCUUGGUGAGGAGGAAGAGAUAGCAGUGGCGGCAGGGCCGAUCUCGCUCUGGUUCAUACCCUUCCUCUACAACUUUGUCUUCGCACUGACAAUCCAAAUGUACUUGCAAGCGCAGAUGAAGAACAUGAUCAUUGGCUGGCUCUGCGCUGCUUCCUUCCUGCUUCAUCUGUUGGUCUCAUGGAUUUUCGUUUACAAGCUUGACUGGGGAGUCAACGGAGCAAUGGCCGCCUUGAAUAUCUCCGGUUGGUCAACGGUGAUCGGCGAGUUCGUGUAUAUAUUUGGAGGGUCUUGUCGGGAUACAUGGAAAGGGUUCAGUAAAGCUGCCUUCCAAGACAUUCUCCCUGUGAUCAAGCUCUCCUUGUCCUCUGGUAUCAUGUUGUGCUUGGAACUAUGGUAUAACUCUACUUUGGUGUUGCUGGCUGGAUAUAUGAAGAAUGCAACUGUUGCCAUCUCUGCUUUAUCCAUCUGCCUCAAUAUAUGUGCGUGGGAAUUCAUGAUUUGCCUUGGCUUCUUCGCUGCUGCAUGCGUAAGGGUAGCAAAUGAGCUGGGGAAGGGAAAUGCUGAGGCUGUGAAAUUCUCUAUAAAAACCAUUUUGAGUACUACGACUUUUAUUGGACUGUUCUUCUUUGUUCUGUGUUUGGUAUUCGGACGCCAAAUUUCCUACCUAUUUUCAAGUAGUGAGGAAGUUGCAGAAUCUGUGUCCAGCCUUUCAAAUCUCCUUGCAAUCAACAUAUUGUUGAAUAGCAUUCAGCCAGUCCUCUCAGGAGUGGCAAUAGGCGCUGGAAUGCAAACAACAGUUGCUGUAGUGAACUUAGGGUGCUAUUAUGUGAUAGGGAUACCUCUAGGAGUUGUUCUGGGAUAUGUGGUCAAUCUUCAAAUUAAGGGUCUGUGGAUUGGAAUGCUAACGGGAGUGGCAAUGCAAACCUUUGUUCUUUCUUUAAUUGUAUGGAAAACCAAUUGGGACAACCAGGUAAAUAAGGCAUCAGAACGUCUAAAUAAGUGGUUUUUAAAACCAGAAGAAGAAACCAAUGAUGGUCCAUCUCAUGCAUAAAGAGAAGCAUGAGCGUAAUUUUAAUAUGCUUUUAAGUUAUAUUUUAGAAUAUCCAUUCAAUUUUUAGAGAAGUUUAGAAGAAUUUUCCGCUUAAGACUAAAAUGUCUUAAUUAAUUUGAAAUAAAUUUUAAGGUUUAAUUUUCUUAAUUGAAUAAUGAAUUUAUGUAGUCUGU